Messenger RNA from Panthera uncia (snow leopard), 11220 nucleotides. It is a transcript of the gene PHEX, whose product is annotated as phosphate regulating endopeptidase X-linked. Gene Ontology annotation, biological process: protein processing. The transcript is spliced from 23 exons. Lineage: Eukaryota; Metazoa; Chordata; Mammalia; Carnivora; Felidae. The record is from RefSeq and is a predicted model, not a curated record. Gene Ontology annotation, cellular component: plasma membrane. Gene Ontology annotation, molecular function: metalloendopeptidase activity. Bases 5751 to 8000 code for a protein of 749 amino acids.
GGGGCUCGAACUCACAGACAGUGAGAUCGUGACCUGGGCCGAAGUCGGAAGCGCAACCGACUGAGCCACCCAGGCGCCCCUCACUCAUCUGUGUUUAAACCAGGCUUCCAGGAGAUUCUUGCUUUCAUUAAACAUCCGAGUAAGCCAUCCUUGAACCGUUGGCUAUAAUUAAUCAAAGGCAUACAAACUUCUGUAUCCUAGUAGUCUAACCAAGGGGUCAGGGUGGAUCUGAUCACUUUGAGGAUGUAGCAUGGAAACACUACUUGGAUGAACAGUUAUUACAUUUCAGUAGAUUGCUAUGCAGUAGAAUGUUUUGGGAAAGGUCUGAAGGGUUUUGGAGCUGUGUUACUCAAGUCUUUAAUUUUCUAUACUUUGUGAGUCUUUGACAUCUUUGGGCCUUGUGGACCCGCAGGGAGGGCCUCCCAGAUUAGCUAAUUCCUAGAGAUAGUAAAUGACUUGCCUUGUAGCGUGCCUUUGAAAUGCAAACCAACCCGGGGCACCUGGGUGGUUUAGGUGAGCGGGUGAGCAGCAGACUCGGUUUUGGCUGAGGUCGUGAUCUUGCGGUUCAUGGUUUCGAGUCCCUCAUCGGGCUCCACCCUGGCAGUGAGGAGCAUGCUUGGGAUACUCUCUCUCUCUCCUCUCUCUGCCCCUCCCCCAUUUAAGAAAAAGAGAGAGAGAGAGGAAGAAAAAAAAAAAGAAAUGCAAACCAACCAAUUCUGCAUCCAUCCCCUCACCUGCCUCCUUUUCUCAGGCUCCUGCAGUCCAGGACAUCAUCCAUCCAGAACCUAAAUCACACCAAGGCCAGGUGCUUGACAACUAGAGACCCCUCCUAUAGACCACCACCUGCUGACAUUAUUCAUUAUUCAAAUUCUACCUUCCUAAGCCUGCCUCAGCUGCUUAACCUGCCUGCCCAUUUCUUUUUUUGAAAACCACAAUAAAAGGCUUUUGUGCAUAUUUUCCCCUUGCUCCUUCUGCCACCUGACCAACCCCAGUGCUUCCCCAUGUGGCCCUGUGUGACAUGGCAUGCCCCUUCCUCUCGAAAACUGCAAGUAAUAAACUCUUCUUUCAAAGUCUUUCUCUGUGUCUGUCAUCUUACUAUACCUGUUAAAACCAAAUCCUGGGUACAUUUCCAAACAAGAGUUCGACAGAUUUGAGUUCCCACUGGGCACUGACAAUUUGCCCACCAUGUGACCUUGGGAAUAUUACCUAUCCUCUGACAGUUUCCCUGUCUUUGAGUGUAAAACAGAGAAGAUUCCUAUACCAUAAGACUGCUGUAAGGACUGGGGAUAAUACACAUGACGUGAAUGUGCACUGAAGAAGCUGUAUGGCCAAGGGUGUGAGAAAAUCAAGAAAUAAAAAUCCCCCCAGGGGCGCCUGGGUGACUCGGUUUGUUAAGCAUCUGAGUUCGGCUCAGGUCAUGAUCUCACGGUUCAAGUUUCAGACCCGCGUCAGGCUCUGUGCUGACCGCUCAGAGCCUGGAGCCUGCUUGUGAUUCUGUGUCUUCCCCUCUCUCUGCCUCUCCCCCACUUAUGCUCUCUCAAAAAUGAAUAAACGUUUAAAAAAAUGUUAUAAAAUCAAAAGAGAAAAAGAAAUGAAAUCCCCCUUUAGGCUCAGAAGUGAACAGUACAAUACACGGAUAGAAAGCCUUUCAUAUUUAUAUACCUGUCCUAGUGUUCACUUAUGAGCAUCAGCAAAUCAGGAGAUAUUUUGUGCGUUGCUAUUCUUGUUGCCCAACUGAACAAAGGUUUUCCUCAUAUUUAAUGAUGACUGCUGUUCCUGUUAAGGAAAUAAGAGCUGAUAAUUAGUCUUUUCAACAAGAGAAUUACAGGAGGCAUAGUUUAUCGCUUUUCCUAGGUCUCAAGAGUCAUUUUGACAUGCUACACCUACCUUCACUAAUUACUUGAGGUAGAUAAGCAAAUUUAUCAAGUAACAGGGCAGAGAGAAAAGAGGUUGGAAUUUGAAACCUCUCAGGCCUUGAGACAAAUACCUGCUGUGUGACCUUGGGCAAAUCACUUAAUAGCUCCGAACUUCAGUUUCCUCAUCUGUAAAAGGAGACAGAACACCUAGCUAAGAAAGAUGUUGAAAAAGAUCAGAGAUAAUGUAAGUAAUGAGUCUCAUUGGUGGAAGGCCUGGGACUGGAACCCUCCCUAGUCUGAAGGACCUGCCAACAAGUAACAGAGCUCUGCCACAGCCCUCAGCUCUCGAGUUUUUGGCAUUUAGCUCUUCUUUCUCUUUGUUCCCUCCCUCUCUCCCUCCUCCUUCCAGGGGAUGGAUGAAUACAUUUUUCAGGUUUUGAAUCAUUUCCUUCUUCCUCACUGAAAUUGCAGCUCACAUGGGAUUUUACUGCCUGAAACAGAAGACCCUGUACAGCCAAGUAACGAGCAGAUGCGCUCGUCUAGCAUAAAGACUCAGCUUCAGUUGUCUUCCCGCCACUGAGGCAGGGCACAGGUUGCAGGAUUCACUUACUUCUGGAUGAAUGAUCUUACCUGUGAGUCCGGCGGGGAGAGAUGUAAAUGCCCAGGCAAGUCCCAUGUUGGGGCGGGCUUUGGCCUGUCUGGAAGCCUUUCUUUUCCCUCAAGCUGUCUGUUCUUGCGGGUCCCCCUGGAAGUCUCCCCAACAAAUCUGGCCCUCAGGGAUUUCUACUUUCCUGGACACUUGUUGGCCUUUAGUGUUCUGUGACUAAGUUGCCAAGGGUUUUGCAUAUUUUUGUGACUGAGCCCAGUUUGCCAGUCUGGAAUCUCUGGCAUGGCUUCUUUGUCUUCCCUCACAGGGCCUUGUACGGGGCCAGGCACCCGAGAAAUGCUCAAGAAAUUUCUGCUGAUUCCAUUGACCGAUUCUAGUUAGAGCUCCAGAUAGUCCUGGAUGUUCUUUUAAAAUAUUUUUUUAGAUUUAUGUAUUUAUGUAUGUAUGUAUUUAUUUAUUUGUUUUAGAGAGACAACUUGUGUGAGCGGAGGAGAGGGGCAGAGGGAGAGAGAGAGAAUCUUAAGCAGGCUGUAUACUCAACACAGGGCUGGAACCCAUGACCCUGGGAUCAUGACCUGAGCUGAAAUCAGGGGUCAGACGCUCAAAUGACUGAGCCACCCAGGUGCCCCGAUCCUGAAGGUUCUUAAUUGAAACAAUUGAGUGGGUGCAUACCAGAUUAUAAAGCGGACUUCCCUGCAGAGUGACUUUUCAGUUAACUAAUUUUCACAGCUCUUGAGAAAUUAUAAAAUUUUUUGACAUCCUCCUUUUUUAUCCCAGAAUGACACUCUACCCCAAAACACACUAAGUAAUAUGCCAUAGUUUUAAUACAGUUUUAGACAAAGACACAUUGACCAAUUUCCCUAACACGACAGCUUGUAUUCAGAGAACAUCAAAUGGAACGGUUUUGAGAAGCCGGCCGAGUGCGAGUGAACAUUCUGCUUUCUGUAUGUGUGCCACAUAGGUAGUAUCUUCUAUUGCUCUUUAGUCCAUGGUUUCCGUAAAGGGCCAGAGAGUAAAUAAGCUUCAUGGGUCAUAUCUGUGUUGCAGAGCGACUCAACUCUGACCUUGUAGCAUGAAAGCCAUCGUAGACAGUAUGUAACUGAAUGGGGGUGACUUUAUUUCAUAAAACUUUAUUUACAAAAAUAGGCAAUGGGCCCGAUUUGGCCCAUGUGCCCUAGUUUGCAAACCCUUGCUUUUGUCUCUUGUAAGCACUCAUUAUAUUUCUCUGUACUUUGAACUUCUUUAUUUUGCUAUAAUUUUUUUUCUGAGCUACAACUUUUUUCUUUUCUCUUUAAGAUUUUUUAAAAAGUAAUUUCUAUACCCAAUGCGGGGCUUGAACCCACAACCCUGAGAUCAUGAGUAGCAAGCUCCACUGACUGAGCCAGCCAGGCACCCCGUCUGUGCUACAAAUGUGUUUUUCAAUGUAGUUUGAGUGAAAGAUAAUUGACAUCUCCCAAAAGGUAGAAAAAUUAAUGCAGAAAAUGGCACAGAAUGAAGACUGCACCUUCUAAUGGGUGAUUCACUGGCACCAUUUCUCCUACCAAUCCUCACCCACUCUCAAGUCUUCCUUAUUCCUUUGGUGCUGGGGCUGUAGCAUUGAACUUGAUGGACAUGAUUCCUGACUUCAUGGAGCUCACAGUCUUAAGAAGUACUAUGGAGUCAAGUCCAAAAACUCUUCUGAGAAUCCCAUCCUAGGAGCCAAAGGCCUGCUAAGAUGUGUAUGGUGUAACAGCAACAAAAUAACAUCAACAGCUAAUGAGCACAUAAUAUCUACAAUAUACUGUGAUGUCAUAAUUUGGACAAACGCUUAUGCUUUUCUGGCUUUGGAGCAACAUGAAAUGAGCAGAAAGUAAGGUAGGAUGUGCUUUGGAAUAAACCUCAGAAGAAUCCCAUGCUAAGGAUCUAAGACCUGACCAAGACCAGCCGGAUAGGACCAUGAACACGUGGCCAUGUUAUACUGGGCUCAACAGCGUCUGCUAGCUCUGGUGUGACACACAAGGCCAUGGGCACAAGUUUUGCAUGACAACUGUGCUCUACUGGUUUUCAGACUGAGCCUCCAUCCCCACCCCCACUGUCCUAUGACCUAUAGUGAAACAAAAGCAGAUAAGUAGUAAUUGUGUUGAGAAUUAAUGAUAUUUGUAUCACUGGAUAAUAAAAUCGGUAGCAUUUCAAUAGCAUUGGGAUCUCAGUUGCCCUUCCCCAUGAAGAAAGCAGAUUGUCAUAAUUUAAAUUGUUAGCAUAAUUAAAGAAAUCAAAGACCCAGUCAUUAACUGAGUCUUUCCAGAGAAACAAAUUGCCUUUGAUUUUAUCCUGCAGAAUCUGCUGAAAUGGGCAUUUUAUGUAAACACAAAACUAUGAACCAAUGGCUCCCUCCAUGGGACUGGAGGACAAAAUACCUGGGGGCACUUUCCAUCAAAACAUGCAGGGAAGCAAAAAUCUUUUACCAUCUCUUCUGUGGUUGCUAAUAAGCUGAAUUCGAUCACUUACCCGCGUUCUGUACAAUUCCUAGCACCACAGAGAGGAAAUGCUUUUUCCUUUUCCUUAAAAAAAAUUCCAGUCAAAACCAUCAGCCUCCGUAGGUUGUCUUAAUUGCUACUUUGCACUGCACUGGACUGUGACUCUGAUUUUUGGCACAUGCCGUCAUACACAAAGUUCCUAAAAUAAAAUGCUCCAGGAUAUCCCAGGAACUCUUAGAGGGCUUUAAAAAGGGACUUGCACACAGAAACAAUAUCUUUGAUGGAGACAAUUCAGGCGAGCAGAAUGAUUAUUGCAAAAGAAUUACGUGAUUCAUUGAGACCUUAAAGUGGGUCCGGAGAAUCCUUGCCACCUAACUUAUCAUGGUUUGGAAGAGUUUGAUGAGAAUCCAGUUUUGAUAAAGACAAUUGUUUUUUCCUCCCCAAGUGACUAUACAUUUAAAUAGCUAAAACAUCUGUUCAGCAGCAUAGUAAAACAUGUACACUCAGAACGCCUGAGAGAAGAGCCUGCCAAACAAUCGGUUGAGAGGGACUUUGCUGGGGGGAGAGCCCCAAGAUAAAGCAACCACUGUUUGUUUUGUCUGGUCAGGGGGAAAGCCAAGGCAACCAAUAUUUUGGGUUUCUUUUAUUUCAUUUGUGAAGAAAUAUUUGAGAAAGGGUGGCGAGGGAAGAUUUUCUGACGGGAUUUUUUAAAGCUGUCUUUUAGUAGAAGAGCAAGAGAACCUUGGAUGUCAACGCCUCACAGGUUCUUGAGACCAGCCACCAAACCACAAAAAGUGACUUUCUCUUCGCGUGGCCUCUACGUCCCUCCUGAUGGAAGCAGAAAUGGGGAGCAGCACGGAGCCUGGAAAAACAGCCAACAGAGGUACUCGAAUCGCCCUGGUUGUGUUCAUUGGUGGCACUCUGGUGCUGGGCACGAUCCUCUUUCUAGUGAGUCAAGGUUUCUUAAGUCUCCAAGCUAAACAGGAGUACUGCCUGAAGCCGGAAUGCAUCGAAGCUGCUGCUGCUAUCUUGAGUAAGGUAAAUCUCUCUGUGGACCCUUGUGAUAAUUUCUUCCGGUUCGCUUGUGAUGGCUGGAUACAGAAUAAUCCAAUUCCUGAAGAUAUGCCAAGCUAUGGGGUUUACCCUUGGCUGAGACAUAACGUUGACCUCAAGUUGAAGGCACUUUUGGAGAAAUCUAUCAGUAGAAGGCGGGACACCGAAGCCAUACAGAAAGCCAAAAUCCUUUAUUCAUCUUGCAUGAAUGAGAAAGCGAUCGAAAGAGCAGAUGCCAAACCAUUACUCCACAUCCUGCGGCAUUCACCUUUCCGCUGGCCUGUGCUCGAGUCUAAUAUUGGUCCUGAGGGAGUGUGGUCAGAGAGAAAGUUCAGUCUUUUGCAUACCCUUGCAACAUUUCGUGGUCAGUACAGCAAUUCUGUGUUCAUCCGACUGUAUGUGUCCCCUGAUGACAAGGCAUCCAACGAACAUAUCUUGAAGCUGGACCAAGCAACUCUCUCCCUAGCUGUGAGGGAAGAUUACCUCGAUAAUAGCACAGAAGCCAAGUCUUAUCGGGAUGCCCUUUACAAGUUCAUGGUGGAUACUGCUGUGCUUUUGGGAGCUAAUAGCUCCCGAGCAGAGCAUGACAUGAAGUCAGUGCUUAGACUGGAAAUUAAGAUAGCCGAGAUAAUGAUUCCACAUGAAAACCGAACCAGUGAGGCCAUGUAUAACAAAAUGAACAUUUCCCAGCUGAGUGCUAUGAUUCCUCAGUUUGACUGGCUGGGCUACAUCAAGAAGGUCAUCGAUUCUAGACUCUACCCGGGUCUGAAAGACAUUGACCCUUCAGAGAACGUGGUUGUCCGUGUCCCGCAGUACUUUAAGGAUUUGUUUAGGAUAUUAGGCUCUGAGCGGAAGAAGACCAUUGCCAACUAUUUGGUGUGGAGGAUGGUUUACUCCAGAAUUCCAAACCUUAGCAGGCGCUUUCAGUAUAGAUGGCUUGAAUUCUCGCGGGUAAUUCAGGGGACCACGACUUUGUUGCCUCAGUGGGACAAAUGUGUAAACUUUAUCGAAAGUGCCCUCCCUUAUGUUGUUGGAAAAAUGUUUGUGGAUGUGCACUUCAAGGAAGAUAAGAAGGAAAUGAUGGAGGAAUUGAUUGAAGGUGUUCGCUGGGCCUUUAUUGACAUGCUGGAGAAAGAAAAUGAGUGGAUGGAUGCAGGGACAAAAAGGAAAGCCAAAGAAAAGGCAAGAGCUGUUUUGGCAAAAGUUGGCUAUCCUGAGUUUAUAAUGAAUGAUACUUAUGUUAAUGAAGACCUCAAAGCAAUCAAGUUUUCAGAAUCCGACUACUUUGGCAAUGUCCUGCAAACCCGCAAGUAUUUAGCACAGUCUGAUUUCUUCUGGCUGAGAAAAACGGUUCCAAAAACAGAGUGGUUUACGAAUCCCACGACCGUCAAUGCCUUCUACAGUGCAUCCACCAACCAGAUUCGAUUUCCAGCAGGAGAGCUGCAGAAGCCUUUUUUUUGGGGAACGGAAUAUCCUCGAUCUCUGAGUUAUGGAGCUAUAGGAGUAAUUGUUGGACAUGAAUUUACACAUGGAUUUGAUAAUAAUGGUAGAAAAUAUGAUAAAAAUGGAAACCUGGAUCCUUGGUGGUCUACUGACUCAGAAGAAAAGUUUAAAGAAAAAACAAAGUGCAUGGUUAACCAAUAUAGCAACUAUUAUUGGCGGAAAGCUGGCUUAAAUGUGAAGGGGAAGAGGACCCUAGGAGAAAAUAUUGCUGAUAAUGGAGGUCUGCGGGAAGCUUUUAGGGCUUACCGGAAAUGGAUAAAUGACAAGAGGCAGGGACUUGAGGAGCCUCUCCUACCAGGCAUCACAUUCACCAACAACCAGCUCUUCUUCCUGAGUUAUGCUCAUGUGAGGUGCAAUUCCUACAGACCAGAAGCUGCCCGAGAACAAGUCCAAAUUGGUGCUCACAGUCCCCCUCAGUUUAGGGUCAAUGGUGCAAUUAGCAACUUUGAAGAGUUCCAGAAAGCCUUUAACUGUCCAUCCAAUUCCACGAUGAACAGAGGCGUGGACUCCUGCCGACUCUGGUAGCCAGGCCGCUGGUGUAGGCCAUCCUGGGAGCCGUGUAGCGCCAGGAGGGGCCACACCGAACGCUCAUCGCCACCGCUUUUGGCCUCUGUUCCCCUGAGGACUCCUAUUUUUAAUGCAUCUUCAUUAUUUGUGUGCUGCUUGGAUGUGAACAGUAUUCAAAUUGUAGGGCUUAAAAAAAGGGAAUAGAAGAAGUGAACCAAGUAUGUUUCUUUAGAAAACCAAACCAAAAAAUAAAAUAAAAUAAAUCCCUAGGCUACUUUUGUUAAAAUAUUAUCUGCUGAAUUGUCGCUUUUGUCCAUUUUAGUGUAAACAGCUAAGUGGUACACACUAUUUUAAUCUACAGGUUUGCAGAGAGCCUAAGUAGAAUGUAUCCAGAAAAGAAAUUCAGUCUAUGCAUUUUGUACCCCUCCAUGAUGAGGACAUGUUCCUGGAUACCUAGUCGGUCUUACUGCUCUGUAGAAUGCAGUACUAGAUUUUAUGUAUUAUCAUUCAUAGCAUUUAUUAACUCUGUGGUAGUUAGGUUAGAAAUAUGUUGGAGCUUCAUUUUACAAUUUUUGAUGAAAUUUUUGCCUUCAUCUUUGAGGUCUGUUGGGUUGCAAAUGCCUCUCACAGCUUCUGUCUGACGUAGCUGAUUGCCCUGUUCGACUCGGCAUGAACAAAGCUGGCCAAAAGGCUACUUGAGAAAGGGUUUCAUUUUCUCAAAUAGAAAAAAGAAAAACAGAUGUGUUUUUAAGGCCCAGAAGAAGUCAAAACUCCUACUCACUAGGAGAUGAAAUCUCCAAAAUUGGAUCUAUUCUGCCCAAACCUCAGUGAUUAUGUCUGUGUGCUGGGCACUUCUUCAGUCCAAUUCCUGUUUAUCUUGUUACCCUCAUAUAUGUGCAUUCUUCUGUUUCUGAAAUGAGCAGGCACUGAGAAAAUGAUUUUCUAAUUCUCCAGUAAGAAUGUAUGGCUUCCAUUCCCCCUUUAGGCGACCAGAUACCACUUCUCUUUUGGCUCAGUUAACAUGACCUCUCUUUGAAAAAAGCGUUUUGAAAAAUUUCUUGAUUGGAGACAUUUUAAACUCUAUUGAUUGAUUUAAAAAUUCCUCACAUGUCCAAAGGAAGAUAAUUUUUUCUGUUCAAGUCUUCUAAAGAGUCUGUAAGGAAGAGCAGUGCUGGGUUUUUGAGCCUCAGAACUUUAUCCUUUCCGGUGAACCCCUCCAUGUCUUAUUAGCGUGUGUAGGGGAAAAUCUUAAUGGCCUUACAGUGGUUACCUGGCAUUUCCAGUUUCUUAAAAUAGCCAUCCUCCCUUUACAUUAUUCAUUGUGUAUGUGGUUUGGCAUUAAGUAGGCCAAUAGGAAAAAUCUCAGAAGCAAAAUGACAAACUCAGACUAACCGUAGGAGACCAUUUUGCAUCCCUGUGAUUUGUUUUCCUUCUUCUUCUUUUUUUUUUUUAAAUGUACGUGUGUGCCAUGUCCUUUUGUAAACAUGGGAACUUCCAAAGGGACAAAAAUGCAGGGGCACCACCAUGAGGAAAACAAUUACCUGUGUUGUUAGUCAGAGGACAGUGAUAUUCCCCUUGAUUUGCUCCUCUCUAAAUGAAUAAACUUUGGAAGGGCAGCUACCUUUUCCUCCUCUUAACCAAGGCUUAAUGUGACCUUAAUGUGACUUAUUUUUAAAAACAAGUGCUGUUAGGUUAGGGGUGCUGGAAGUGUACAGGCGUUUUCUCUGGAGGAGCCAUUCUGAUUUGCUUUAGACAUACAAGAUACUCCUUGUUUUAUCCCUCUCCUUGGACAUUUAGAAGCCACCGAGGUUUGUUAUGCUGGUAUGAAUAGCAUUUUCCUUCUAGAUUUCUCUUUUUAAACUCCCAAUAAACACAUUCCUGCAGGUCAGAGAAAGUGACUAGAAUUAUGACUUUGGAAGUGGGAAUCAUGCAGUCAGUUGUCAGUUGAGGAAGACUAGUUAGUGAUCGGUUUGGGCCCUAUAGUUUCUAAAUGAUGUGGCUACUUUGUCCUGAUUAACUUUAUGCGCUGUAACUCAGUUAUACUGAAAGUUGUAGAUACGAGGGCCAUUAUUAAAACAAGAUAAACCCAAAGCAGGAGUACCAAGUCAUCGCUACAAGCUACAACAGUUUUUUGGUAGGAUUGGAUUUCCACAUACAUGCUCAAGUUUAAAUUUUCGAUUAUACUCUUGUUACUUCUCUUCAAUACAGGUUGCUAAAGGAAGCAGACACUGAUUAAGUCCUAGAGGGAAGAAGGGAAAACCCACCUGGAAAGAAAGGUAAAAAAAAUAAAAGUAGGGAGAAGUUGGCCUCAGAAUGUGAUUAGGAAGAGAAGACAGGAUUUGGGCAAUCCUUGCUAAGCAUAUCCAUUGGAGUCGAGCCAUCAAGUUUUACAAAAAUAAUUAUGGUAAAUUAAAAGGAAAUUAGAUAUUGGAUCACAUACUAGGACUGCCAUAACAGACUUUCCUGAUUCAUAUACCAGAUGUUCUACCAGUGAACUAUUGUCUGCGUGUUGGAAGGAGUUUUGGGAAAUUCUCCCAGAUUAGUCGAGGAUUUUGUGUAAAUAAAGUGGUAUUAUUUGAGCUUAUCACCAUUGCCUAAAGUUUGUUGAGCUUUUCACCAACCAUACAGCAUUGGCCUCCUAUUUCCAUUUUUUUCCUUUUAUGAGACAGACUUGGACAUGACUAAUGCAAGCUCGGAUUCGUAAAUUAUCCUGAAGUUUAUUCAGUGCCUUUCCUCAAUGGAGCUGAAAGCAUAGCACAUAAAUUUUAUCUUAUUUAGCCCUGGAGCAUCGCUAAGAAGCAACAAGGAAUGCCGGCUUGCUGCACAGGUUAUGCUCGUGCCAGAGAAGUGGAGAGAGGUUUGAAAUUGCUUGUCAAGUAUCCCAGGAUCAGGAAAGGCAGAGUCUUUGUUCUUUGGGCAGCUGACCUCUGCAUUAACCUUCAUCCCUUAGAUGACCUCAUUUCUAAAUACAUUUAUUCUCUCAGUAUUUGUGCAGUCACUUAGCAUUUGAUGGGGCUUCUUCCUUGAUAUUUCUAACAUAAUGUUUCAAUUGCAUAUUAAGCUAAUGAAGAAUACAUGAUUGUUUCAUCAGCAACAUUUUCCUCACCCGUGGCAGUGCCCCCGCUGGUUUGAAGGAAGGUAUUCUUGGAUUAUGCAUUUUAUAUCUAAAUGAUCAUUGUAUUUUCUUCUCUGACUUGUAAAACAAUGUGAACGAUCAUUUUAAGGACAAUAAAAAGUU